AUGCCACGCGCAGCGACUGCAAAGCGUGCCAAGUCAGGUGCCGCAUCUACCACAACCACAAUAUCCUUCGACGCGUCUUGCUCUGCCCCGUUCGCCUUCGCUCCGAAUAUCACCCCUGGGUCGUACAACGAUCCGCAGCCUUCCUUCGAAUCGGUCUUCGAUUCAUCGCUCUUCCCCUCCUGCGAUGUGCCACCUCGUAAAGUUACCCAUUCGAGGAAGAAGCCGGAGGAUCACGUCCCUCGCCCGCCCAACGCGUUCAUUCUCUUCCGAUCGUCGUUCGUCAAAAGUGAUCACGUCUCCGCGAGUAAGCAGAUCUGGUUCGACAAGGCCAAGGCGCUGCUCGAGGCACACAAGCAGAAGUAUCCUGGGUACUCCUUCCGACCGUCGUCAAAGCAUAGCACGCCGUACCCGAGGACGAAGAGAAAGGUGCGGGAGGUGGGCCCAAAGGAUACGAAGCGAUGCGAGAAGAUCGCCGAGCUGCUGGUGAAGGGGAAGAAGGGCGCGGAGCUUGACGAGGCUGUCAACGAGUUCGAUUGCAACCACGUCCCCGAGAUCGUCACACGAUUCGAUGCCCCGGUCACGGCGCGCCACUUCCGGCGAUCGUCGUCCGCCCCUGCCGACGAACGUCCCACUCGCCCUUCCUCCAUUCGGUUCCGCCACCUGCGAACAAGCUCCGCGCGGUCACUCGUCGAUGCCCAGCACGCCGGGCUUCGUCACGCCUUCCCUGAUGGGCGAUACGAGUCUAUGAGCGAAUACAGCGCACCUUCCUCUCCUUUCGCGGAAACCUCACACGAGUAUGCGAUGCCCGCACCAAACCCCGACAUGGGCUUCGAAUCAUUUUCCUUUAACGCUUGCGCUGCGCCAUCGCCGGUCGAUUCCUGCGACCCGUUGUCGAGUCCGGCGUACGCGGAACAGCAGCUCGAUAUCUUCGCGCCGCAGCCACAGGUUGCGUAUACGAUGCAGCAGCUCGACUUCCACCCUUCCGACGGCCUGCGCAUCGACACGAACGUCGCAGGCGACUGGGCUGGACCUUCCUCGACGCCGAUGUCGAGUUCUCCCUGCACCCCCAGCCCUUACCCGUCCGAGUACAUGCCCGCCGAACCGACGUACUACGGCGGGCAAGUCGCAGUCGCGGGCCAGCUCGACGAGCUGCAAGGUCUGCCGGUUGAGAUGUUCCAAAACGAUGCCGUCCAGGAGCAGUGGAUCCAACCUACGGAGGGUUACUACUAUGCGCCGAUGUACGCUCCUGCGGCCGACCACAGCGCGGUCUAUCAGAAAUACGCGGAUAUCCCGGAUGCGGUAUACCACCAGGAGCACCUCUUCGCCGUCCCGCAUUCCUAUCCUGUCCACCAUCAAUGA
Messenger RNA from Fomitopsis serialis, 1359 nucleotides. RefSeq lists its product as uncharacterized. The transcript has 5 exons. The record is from RefSeq and is a predicted model, not a curated record. NCBI's taxonomy places the organism in Eukaryota, Fungi, Basidiomycota, Agaricomycetes, Polyporales, Fomitopsidaceae. Bases 1 to 1359 code for a protein of 452 amino acids.